Messenger RNA from Cherax quadricarinatus, 3646 nucleotides. RefSeq lists its product as uncharacterized. NCBI's taxonomy places the organism in Eukaryota, Metazoa, Arthropoda, Malacostraca, Decapoda, Parastacidae. The record is from RefSeq and is a predicted model, not a curated record.
GUUCCUGGGAUAGCGAGCUCUUCACCGGUAUCUAAGGCGCCCAUCUUCACCCACCUUUCCUGCAGGGAGAGAACCGGCAACUCCCGGAAGUAUAUAUAUACGGCAGCGCCGGUGUCGGGAGGUACCAGACGAGACAAGGACGAUGAGGAGGGCGAUAUUACUACUGGUGGGGCUAGCAGUGGUGGGGGCGAUCCCCACACUACCCACGACCAGCGAGCCAGACAUACAACAACUGAUCCUCAGUGCUAAGGCAGAGGACAACAACAUCGAUGGUGAAGGGAAGGUUCAACCUGAUGAAGAGGUGGAGUCAAGCCUUCAAGAUUUAGCAUCAUCAGCUCUGCCAGACCAAGAUCAGGUGUCUACUGUUGGGGAAGAGCAAGUGAGCAAGGCAGAGCAACCUCAAGCUGAAGCAGAAUCUGGCCCAGAGGCAGAGAAAACUAGUGAGACACAACCACAGGUAAACAACAGAACCAAAAGUAGAACAGGUAAAUGAUGACCCAGAACCACAAAUCGAACAGAUAAAUGUCGACUCAGAACCACAAGUGGAACCACAACCUGAUGUAGGACUGUUUCCCCUAGAGCCAUUUGAAGGGAACCCAUUGCUCAAGGGUGAUUCAGGAUUUGUUACAGUUGGGCAUGACACAAAGUUUGAACUGCCUAUGGUAGAUAAAGCUGAGCAAGAGAUGGGAGGUUUUACGGAAGAUUAUGUAGGAGUUGACAGCCCAAUAGUCCGUGGCACACUGGAAGAGAUGGCACAAGACAUAUUCCGCUUAUUUGUUCCCAGCUUUAACAGUAACGAUAGUCCAAGUGCAGGAGAAGUGGUCACAGAAGAUCUUCCACAAGAAUACAUCCAUCCCAACACUGAGUUGGUACAGCCAGCGGACGAAACUUACAGUUAUGAAUUUUCUCCAGAAAUGUCAGCCAAUGUUGAAGAACAAGACGAGAGAGGGGAAUAUUUUCCUAAUACCCCUGCCGGUGAUAAUGAGGAAGUCCCUUCUGAUCUUAUUCCUGUAGAAGGGGACACAUUGCCAGUCGAUGAAGAUGUCAUUGUAAUGGUGGAAGAGGAAAAUCCCAUAGAUGAAACUAAAGCACCCUUGGCGCCAAAUAAUGAUUAUCCACUGGUGACAGAGUUUUCAUAUGAGCCAAUUUUUAGGGAAGAGGUGUCGCUUGCAAACUUUUUCAUUCCAAGCUUUGAGAGAGAAACACAUGAAGAGCCUACAGCUGAUGAAACCCCCUUCGGGAUGAUGCCCGGAGAUUUUUCUCCUGAGGAAAUGGCACCUCACAUAGAAGAGACUGUUCCUCUGACGGAAGAAUUGGCUCAUGAGGAAACACUCCCUGCAGAAGAACUUAAUUUACCUGAAGAGCCAAUUGCAGUUUUCCCACAGAACAUUAAUGAAGGAGACUUUUACACACCUGAAAAUCUGGCCUCAGAUCUAUCAGCUGGUGUCCCUGAAAUGCAGCCUUUCAUGCCAGGUGAAGAAAACUAUAAAAGUGAAAGCACUGAUGCUCAGUUUGCCAGCAACCCAUUGCCUGUUCCCACAUUACUAGACCAAGUCAUGCAAGGACGCCCAGGUGAAGAAGAAUUUGCAGAGAGUACAUUUCAAAACAGUGUGAUCCCAGAUUUAGUAAUAGAAAGCAAUUCUGGACCAAUAGCAGACAUGAGAGAACAGAUAAAGAUGGAAGAUGGAGAUUCCAGUGACACUGAUAAUGGUGUGGAAAUCAUUGUAAUGAGUAACCCACAACAAAACUCUGAAGACGACAUGAUUCCUGUCAUAGCAACUAAUGGAGAGCAAAUCAUUACCGAGGAACGGCCACUGCCAAUUGCUGAGUUUCCAGCAGAAAAGUAUGCCACCCCCAUUGCUGUAAACCAACAGCAGCGUUGGACCCUUCACGACAAUAUUCUUCCAAUCAGCUCCCCUAAUGACGAUGAAAUCCCUCAAAUGUUUAAGAUAUUCCAUCCUCAGUGGAGAGAGAAUCUCAACUUCUUACCAUCCAUUGAGCAACAAAUUCAACCCCAAUUUGAUCAGCAUCAGUUGCCUAUCAUGGAAGAGCCUCAAGAAGUAAACAUGUACACAAUAGCCCAUAACAUGCCUCCAGAGUUUCCUACCCAACCUGAGGGCCUUCAAGAUGAUCAAAUUAUGCACAUAAGAGAUAACAUGCCAUUUCAGUUUCCACCUCAAUCUAAGAGUCUUCAGCAAGAAUCAGACAUGUAUAUAUUAGGAAAUACCAUGCCUCUGUUUCCUACCCAAUCAAAGCUUCAUCAGCAAACACCCAAGAUUAAUAUAAUUAGAGAAAACAUGUCUCCUCUACUUUCCACCCUGCCUGAGCUUCCUGAACAAACACCAAAUAUGUAUAUGAAGAGAGAGAACAUGUUUUCUCAAUUUCCUAUCCAACCUGAGAUUCCUCAGCGAGCACCUUACUUAAUGAACUCAAGAUUUCCUCCCAUUUCUUUCAGGUCAGGUGAUAAUACCUUUGAACCUAACCAAGGAAGAUUUAACGAAGACUUUGAUAUUUACCAAGCACCCGACAACUUUCAGAGAAACUAUGGCCAAGCCUCAGCGUUCCAAAACAUUCUAAAAAAUUUUGACACAUUCAAACCACAGCCUUUCAGUUAUAAGAUGUUCCCACAAGAAGACUAUCCUAGAUCAGUCAGUUAUGGUAAAUCAAUUAGCAGAUCUAUGCAACCAAGAAUGUCAGAGCCAAACUUCAACACUCUUGAGCGAACUUUCAUGCCACAAAACAGACUCAUGCAGCAAAACUUUUAUCCAGAGGCCUCAGCGAGACUGCAAAGGUUUGUACAAGAUCCAUUCGAGAAUUAUGAAUUAUCCUACAUCGACAAUGAACCAGAAGAAAGCGAGACCUCUUAUAAAAUCAGACCCUCAAACAUGCCAAUGACAUUCGAUAAGUUUAAUCUACCUCAGUCACAAUAUGACAUUGAGAUAUACCCAAUAGAAAUGCCUUACACUCCAAAUUAUAACCCUUUCGCUCUGUCAUCAUAUAGAAACAGUCGUCUACAGUACCCUCGCUACCAGUUCCCUAGUAGCCCUAAUUUCAGAACUAAAUACCUGACUUCCUACGAUGAACCAGACUAUUUUGACUCAGACAUUUAUUCAUAUGACUAUUAGUCUCCUGCAGCCCUUCAAAGCAUAUAUGAACCAGAUUUCUAUAAUCUCCGCAACCGCUCCUUCCGAGGUCCAUCUCCACCCUGGUAAACCCAAACAUGAAAUUAUUUGAUGUAACAGACCUUGUGUAGAUUUCUGAUGAACACAUGUGCAACAUCUCAGUAUUUUAAACAGCAGUAGAUGUGUUCACUAAAACUCAUUCUAUUUAACUUAUACGUUAUGAGAAACAGUUUGUAUGGCAUAUUGCUUCAUAGUUUAUUAACAAAAAUCUGUUUAAUAAUUACUCACUGCUGUAUUUCCUGUUCAUUAAAGUUUCUUAGUUUUAUUAGUAUAUCAAAUUUAUGAAGGUACAUGUAUUAAAUUAUAUACAAAUGCACUGUACAUCCACUAAUUACAUCAGGAGACAUAGUAAAUAUUACUGACUUAGUACAGUAUGCUAUGGCAUACCUAAAACUGUGGCAUUUUAAAUACAUUAAUGUUAUGAAAUAAUUUACUUUUUACCCAAGUAUAAAACAAGAAAAGUC